AUGCACGGGCACGUCCCAUUAUCCCGCAAAAAGGCCAAAACAGGCUGCAAGACAUGCAAAAUUCGCCGGGUCAAAUGUGACGAAGGCCGGCCAGCUUGCCGACGUUGUGUAUCAACCAGCCGAGUCUGCGAUGGCUAUGGCAUCUGGGGAGGAGGUGGAACUCCCUACGGACAGCCACAUACCAGCCGUGCUCUAUCAAUCUACUGUACACCGGUUGCAGUUGGCAACCUCAGCCACGAGGAACAGCUGUGCUUCGACUGGCUGAUCAAGCGAACCGCAAAGAAGUUCGCUGGUUUAUUUCCAUCUGACUUCUGGGAGUCCUUGAUAUUUCAAGCUAGCGCGCAGGAACCCGCUGUGCGCCACGCUGUCAUUGCCUUGUCGUCUACACAUCGGUCCCAGCAGGAAUAUGCCGCCUUGCCGAAUAAAUACGACGAAGAGUGUUUCACUCUUCGACAAUAUAACAAAGCAAUUCAACACCUCCGCACCAACGCAACCAACGAUAGCCACUCUCUCCGAGUAGCGCUGAUUACAUGCAUGCUCUUUAUCACCCUAGAAUACAUGCGCGGGCAGUAUCAGAUGGCGGGUGCACAUCUCCAAUAUGGCAUGAAACUUCUCUCCGAUAUAUCCACACCACGCCCUCCGUCAUCCAUGGUGCCGACUACUCUGCCUCCUGAAGAAGACUUCGCCUAUAAUGCCCUAGUUGACGCCUAUGUCCGACUAGGCAUUCAAUCGGCCAUGUUCGGCCACGUGCCUUCACACGUGUAUAUUGUAACAAAAGACCCGCUGCCUACCAGUCUUCCUUAUAUAUUCAGCUCGCUCCUAGAAGCAAGACGCGCCCUAGACGACCUCCUGAACAGAGUUCACUGUCUAAAAAAGCAUUACCAUGACCACCACGCAUCCCAGACACCAACCAGCAAGCAACAAAUGCUCAACACACAAAGUAGAAUCCUCGCAGACCUAUCUCUCUGGGGCAAAACAUACAAAAUCUCAGUCGCACGCCUUGAAACCAACAAGAUAUCAGGGAAGCACCACAUCGGCUACCUCCUCCUACGGGUGCACUACGAAAUGGCAGUAAUAAUGGCCUCAGUCUGCCUCUCACCAGAAGAAACCGAGUCCGAGAUGAUAUUUGACUCUUACACCGAGAACUUCAUCAGAAUAAUGACCAGCUUCCUCGAUAUAUGGAGAAUCUGGACAACAACAACCUUCCGCGAAGAAGAGAUCUUGGAGCUAGCUAACGCACCCGAAGACCUGAAAGCCAUAUUCCAGAGCUUCAAGGCAAUGUCAGACAUGGACGCGAUCAUCGAAACUUCUCUACUUGAACUCCUCGAAAAUUCCUCCAUAUUCAGCCACUACCUGAAGACGCCAGACUGUGGCUCUAACGGGUUCACCGUUGAGAUGGGGUACAUCCCGCCUGUGUACUAUACGGCUCUUAAAUGUCGUGUCCCACAGUUCCGGCGGCAGGCUGUGAGGGCGCUGAGGGCUGCGCCGCAUCGGGAGGGGGUAUGGAAUGGUUUGCUUUUGGCGGAUGUUUUGGAGGAGAUUAUUAGGAUCGAAGAGGGGGAUUUUUAUGCUGGUAGUGCGUGUGUUAAUUCGCCUGUUGGGAAUAUUCUGCCUACGGAUGAGGAUUUGCUUGUGCCAAAGGUGCCAGCUGAGGCGAGAGUCUCGGAUGUUAGGGUUCUUCUGCCGGACGAUAUUUCUGGGGAUAUCUAUGUUAGUUAUCGGAAGGUCGUAAGUGAUGAGUGGGUGACUUUCAUGCGGAAGAUUGGUGUAUAG
Penicillium robsamsonii is the source of this 1773-nucleotide messenger RNA. RefSeq names its product Zn(II)2Cys6 transcription factor domain-containing protein. Gene Ontology annotation, molecular function: DNA-binding transcription factor activity, RNA polymerase II-specific; zinc ion binding. The transcript is spliced from 2 exons. NCBI's taxonomy places the organism in Eukaryota, Fungi, Ascomycota, Eurotiomycetes, Eurotiales, Aspergillaceae. The record is from RefSeq and is a predicted model, not a curated record. Bases 1 to 1773 code for a protein of 590 amino acids. Gene Ontology annotation, biological process: regulation of DNA-templated transcription.